Desarmillaria tabescens is the source of this 1259-nucleotide messenger RNA. RefSeq lists its product as uncharacterized. Bases 36 to 1091 code for a protein of 351 amino acids. NCBI's taxonomy places the organism in Eukaryota, Fungi, Basidiomycota, Agaricomycetes, Agaricales, Physalacriaceae. The transcript has 2 exons. The record is from RefSeq and is a predicted model, not a curated record.
ACUUUGCCGUUUAAGACUUGUAAGUUGUUGGCGCAAUGCGUUUCUUCUCCUGCGCCCCUUUCCUUUACGACACUCUGCUUAACAGCGAGAAAAAACCUCCAGUACACUUGCAGAAACCCAACCGCUUCGUACAUGGCGUCAUCGAGACCGUGAAGUUUACUAUGGGUAUAGGAGUUUGGUUUGAGGUUAUCUCACAGGAUCAUGGCAGAGAUCAUCUUCGUGCCCUUCAAUCGUGCCAUGUUACCUGUAUCGAACACCAUCGCUCAAGCCAGGGGACCAUCUGCCAUGAGCUGGUCAUCGUUUAUAUACAGUCAGGCAAUGACGAAGAAGUACGGGCAGGAAAAGCAGACUCGAGAGUUAUGGUGAUUGAACGGUUCAAACAGAGGUCGUCGUCUACAAUUGAGUGCAUAAGGCAUUCAGUGCAAGAGUGCAACUCGGGAAAUGCUGACCUUAUCACUAUUGGAGCCGACCUCAAGGAUGCCUGUCCUGACAUCAACUCGAAGUACGGUCUCAUCCAGAAAUUUGAUAUACCACUUGGGAAAAUGGACAUAAUCCAUUGCGCUUCUCUUGGUCUCUCUAUCAUGCAGAGUGCAGAGAACUAUAGUACCCUAUACCAUAUGUGCCAUUGGUCUGCGGCACUAUUUUUUCAUACUGCAAGGUCCCUGUGCAUGGGAGACGACUCAGAUGCAUGUCUUAUUGAGCAUGGGCCCUUAUAUGCAGACCGUGGAAAGGUAGCAUCAGUGCGUCUUGUUACGGACAAUUGUGCUCUGCUUCCCGGUGGUGCACUCACUCUGGAUCACAUCCUCAAGCAAGUCCAUGUUGGGAUGAUGAAGGAGGGGAUGACCCAGGGAUUUGUAACCGCGUUUGAAACAACUUUUCGAGCCGACAUCGAAGCGAUGGACAAAAACCCAGAGUUGAAGAAAGCACCGGUACAACAGAUGCUCAUCAGCAACACAAUGUCUAUGACUGUCCGGGGUAAUCUGGAGAAGGCAGACUCCUGUGAAGUUCGGGAGCAUAGGGUUGCAGAUCGGGAGAGGGAGGUUGCAAAGAGGGAGCAACGGCUCACACGUGCACUUGAGAACCUGGAGUGAGCUUGAGGAGGCCACUCACCAAAAGACUAAAGUUGGGUCAAGUGGACUGAGUCUAACUUGGAUUAAAUUGUAUUGGAAGGUAUAUGGAUUCUUUACAAACUAGGUAGAUACACCAUUUCUUGCUUUCUAUUUACCUACAGCUUUGAUAGCUACUGUUAGAGAUAGGCA